AUUCACGCCGGACGCAGUCACCUUCUACAAUGAGCAAUUAUAUAAACUUUUAGCCAGGCUCACAUGGCACCCAGUCUCACUCUAAACAAAGGCCGCCCCGCCUCCUGCCUAAUCUCCUCUGACGCGAAGUUGCACGAAUGCAAGCGGAGCAGUACGAAGCAGGCAGCCAACUAGAUGUCUAGGAUAGAAGGGUAGGCGGGGCUAUAAGAGAAAAGCCGUGUGCCGCUCAUGUUUCUGAUCGCUGGGGCAGUGGAAGUGUAGGGUGGCAAGGACUGUACCGGUGCAGUUAGCGUUUCUCUGCGCCUGGUUUCGGAACACUCGAAAGCAAAGAGAAUGCAGCCGGUGCCGAAGGGAAGAAAAGCGAACCCAGCGCAGAAUGCCAACUUGUGCUCCAAAGUGUUCUUCUGGUGGCUCAAUCCAUUAUUUAUUCUUGGCCACAAGCAAAAGCUUGAAGAAGAUGAUAUGUAUGAAGUGCUUCCAGAAGAUGCCUCGAGGAAACUUGGGGAAGAACUGCAAUGGUACUGGGAUAAAGAAUUACAAAAAGCUCAGAAAAAAGGAUGCAAACCUCGUUUAACGAAAGCCAUCAUCCGUUGUCACUGGAAAACAUUUUCUGUUUUAGGACUCUUUACAUUCUUGGAGGAGGCAGUGAAAGUGGUCCAGCCAAUAUUUCUUGGAAAUGUCAUUUCUUACUUUGAGAGAGAUGAUUUAAAUGAUUCGGCUGCCUUGGCAAACGCAUACAUAAAUGCUGCAGCCUUGUCUGUCUGUACCCUAAUUUUAGCUGUGGUUCAUCACAUAUACUUCUAUCAUGUGCUCCGGGCUGGCAUGAAACUUCGAAUAGCCAUGUGUCACAUGAUUUAUAGGAAGGCGCUUCGUCUUAGCAAUACAGCAAUGGGAAAAACAACAACAGGACAAAUUGUAAAUCUUUUGUCAAAUGAUGUGAAUAAGUUUGACCAGGUUACAAUUUUCUUGCAUUUUCUAUGGGUUGCCCCACUGCAGGUCAUAGCAGUGACUGUGCUACUUUGGAUGGAAAUUGGCCCAUCUUGCCUUGCAGGGAUAUCUGUCCUUAUCAUACUGAUGCCUUUGCAAUUUGGUCUAGGAAAAUUCUUUACUUCGUUAAGGGGGAAGACUGCAGCUUUCACAGACACCAGAAUUCGAACCAUGAAUGAAGUAAUAUCUGGGAUGAGAAUAAUUAAGAUGUAUGCAUGGGAGCAAUCGUUUUCAGAGCUGGUUAAUAACAUUCGCAAGAAGGAGAUAAACAAAGUCCUUCGAAGCUCAUACCUUCGCGCCCUGAACUUGGCAUCAUUCUUUGUUGCAAGCAAAAUCAUAUUGUUUGUGACAUUCACCACAUAUGUUCUGCUUGGCAAUGUUAUCUCUGCAAGUCGAGUAUUUGUUGCAGUGUCCCUUUAUAGUGCAGUGAGACUCACUGUCACUCUCUUCUUCCCCUCAGCUGUUGAGAAAGCAUCGGAGGCAAGGGUCAGCAUAAGGAGGAUAAAGAAUUUCUUAUUGCUUGAUGAAAUCUCCAAACCAGCCUUAGAACUGUCAGAGGAAAAUGAAGAAAAUCUUUUAGUUCAAAUUCAAGAUCUGACAUGCUAUUGGGACAAGACAUUGGAAAUACCCACGCUUCGAAAUAUCUCGUGCAGUGUAAGGCCAGGGGAAUUACUGGCUGUAAUCGGACCAGUUGGAGCAGGGAAAUCUUCCCUGCUGAGUGCUGUGCUCGGAGAAUUGCCAAAAGACAAAGGCUUUGUGGAUAUCCGAGGAAGAAUUGCCUAUGUCUCCCAACAGCCGUGGGUGUUUUCUGGUACUGUUAGAAGUAACGUAUUGUUUGGGAAAGAAUAUGUCCAAGAAAAGUAUGAAAAAGUCCUGAGAGCAUGCGCUCUUAAAAAGGACAUGCUGCAGUUAAAUGAUGGGGACCUGACUAUGAUAGGAGACAGAGGUGUAACACUGAGUGGUGGGCAGAAAGCACGUGUAAAUCUCGCAAGGGCUGUGUACCAAGAUGCUGAUAUUUAUUUGCUGGAUGAUCCUCUAAGUGCUGUCGAUGCAGAGGUUGGAAGGCAUUUAUUUGAAAAGUGCAUCUGCCAGGCUCUGCGCAAAAAGCUUUGCAUUUUAGUGACUCAUCAACUUCAAUAUCUCAGUGCUGCUAAACAAAUACUGAUACUAAAAGAGGGCCAAAUGAUUGGAAAGGGAACAUUUCAAGAACUACUACAGUCAGGUAUCGACUUUGCUUCUCUUUUGAAAAGUGAGGAAGAGGAGCAGUCACAGCCUCAAGAAAGUCAACUGAUAAAGUCAUCAAGGAACCGUACAUUUUCUGAGUCAUCUGUGUGGUCCCAGGAUUCUUCAGUACAAUCACAAAAAGAAGGAGCCACAGACCAUCUUGCUACUGAACCUGUUCUUACUGCAAUUCCUGAGGAAAGCCGCUCUGAAGGAACUGUGGGCUUCAAAGUGUACAAGAAGUAUUUUACUUCUGGGUCUAGCUACCUGAUGCUUUUUGUAGUUUUCCUGCUUACUAUUUUGUCACAGGUUGCCUAUGUUUUGCAAGAUUGGUGGCUUUCUUACUGGGCAAACGAACAGGGGAAACUAAAUGUCACUUCAGAAACAAACAGCACGGAAUCAAAAACAGAGCAACUAGACCUCACCUUGUAUUUGGGAGUGUAUGCAGGUUUGACAGCUGCAACAAUCAUUUUUGGUGUCCUGCGUUGCUUGCUGGUUUUCCGUGUUCUUGUUUAUGCCGCUCAGACUUUGCACAAUCAAAUGUUCCAAUCCCUUCUCAACGCUCCAAUCCUGUUUUUUGACAGAAAUCCGAUUGGGAGGAUUCUAAAUCGUUUUUCCAAAGAUAUUGGACACCUGGAUGACUUGCUCCCUUUUACGUUUCUGGACUUUAUACAGGUGUUUCUCCAAAUUUUGGGUGUUAUUGCUGUUGCAGUGUCUGUGAUUCCAUGGAUUUUGGUACCCUUGCUUCCUCUUGUUAUUGUAUUUUACUUUUUGCGGAGAUACUUCUUAGACACAUCAAGAGAUAUCAAACGACUUGAAUCAACUACUCGAAGUCCAGUCUUCUCCCACUUAUCAUCUUCCCUCCAGGGGCUUUGGACAAUUCGUGCUUUCAGAUCUGAGAAGCGCUUUCAAGAUUUAUUUGAUGCCCAGCAAGAUCUUCAUUCCGAGGCCUGGUUUUUGUUCCUCACCACAUCUCGUUGGUUAGCUGUACGUCUUGAUGCCAUCUGUGCUGUGUUUGUUGUAGCCCUAGCUUUUGGGUCAAUAAUCCUUGCUGAAAAUCUUGAAGCAGGGCAGGUCGGUUUAGUAUUAUCUUAUGGCAUCACACUCAUGGGAUCCUUCCAGUGGGGAGUGAGACAAAGUGCUGAAGUUGAGAAUCUGAUGAUAUCUGCUGAAAGAGUUAUGGAGUAUACUCAACUUGAAAAAGAAGCGGAAUGGGAAACUAAGAAUCACCCUCCCGCAGACUGGCCAAAUAAAGGCAUGAUCACAUUUGAAAAUGUCAAUUUUUCCUACAGCCUAGACGGACCACUUGUAUUAAGGCACUUAAAUGCUUCAAUCAGACCAAAAGAAAAGGUUGGAAUAGUAGGCAGAACCGGAGCAGGAAAGAGUUCACUAAUAGCUGCCCUUUUCAGGCUGGCUGAACCAGAAGGAAAAAUCUGGAUUGAUAAAUAUUUAACAUCUGAACUUGGUCUACAUGACCUUCGGAAAAAAAUGUCAAUUAUACCACAGGAACCCGUUUUAUUCACUGGAACAAUGAGAAAAAACCUUGAUCCUUUUGAUGAGCACGCAGAUGAGGAAUUGUGGGCUGUUCUAGAAGAGGUUCAACUUAAAGAAGCAGUAGAAGAGUUGCCAGGAAAAAUUGAGACCCAGUUGUCUGAAUCAGGCUCCAAUUUUAGUGUUGGUCAAAGACAACUUGUGUGCCUUGCCCGGGCAAUAUUGAGAAGAAACCGAAUAUUGAUUAUUGAUGAAGCUACAGCAAAUGUGGAUCCAAGAACAGAUGAACUGAUUCAGAAGACUAUAAGAGAGAAAUUUGCUGAAUGCACAGUACUGACAAUUGCACACAGGCUCAACACUAUUAUUGACAGUGAUAAGAUUAUGGUGCUGGAUUCUGGAAGAGUUAAGGAAUAUGAUGAACCAUAUGUUUUGCUACAAAACAAAGAGAGCCUUCUCUACAAAAUGGUGCAACAAGUGGGAAAGGCUGAAGCAACUGCUUUAAAUGAAGCAGCCAAACAGGUAUACUUGAAAAAAAUCAAUCAAGAAAACACCAAAAACAGAAUAAGAGACAACACUGAACCAUUUAUUAUUUUUGAAACUGCUUUGUGAUUUUUGCCCUUGGGUACAAGAUUUUAGUUAUUGACUCAGUUUAGCAUACAUAGUGGUAAUGCGGAAGUGCAAUAACCUGGAGAUCAUGGAGAUGGAACUUUAUUUCACUGAAAAUGCAGCGUUUUCAAAGGAUUAGGCCAAAAAUACAGCUCCAACACUUGCAUGAGAAGUCAUUAUUUUCUAUGCCAACUCUGGAGUUCUGGUGACCCAAGAAGAGUCAUACUUGCAGACUGUUCUGUGUCCUCAAAUACAGUGAUUCAGGCAAAACACAGAGCCAUGUGCCCUGGACAAGAUGACAACACUUCGUAUCAGUUGUCAAAAAUGGGCAUCAUAAUUCUUUAAUUCAGUGUGUUUUCACAUGGGCCAGAUUCAAUUAGAUGAGAAAGACUUAUCUACUUUUUCAUUUCCAGUUUAUCAUGUGAAAACUCUAUUGAAGUCCACUGGAAAAACUCAAACCAAAUAGUUUUUUUACUCCUCAAAUUUAAUCUCUCCCAUAGGUUUUCACGUGAUAAACCAUAAAAUAACUUUUUUUCUCAUGUAGUUAAAUAUGGCCCAAUUACCAGGUUUUAGAAAUAUCUAUGCUUUUAGGGUGUCUUUUUAGAUUUUAGACUUGCCAGUUAUAUCUGUUAUCAUAUAUGUAGGCAGUGAUAACGGAUUAUUUUCAGCCUAUUGUACAAUUUGUGGCUGGAUGAUACAGUUGUGUGUACACAGUACACAGCAAUCUUUAGCCUGUAAAAGUUCUGGAAUGUUUUUGUAGCAUUUAUGGUCAGUGCGUACAUUUCAGUUAAUUGAAUGUAGGACAAGGAAAUCCUACACAAUGUCUGGAUCAAUGCUUUGCUAAAAAGCAUCUACACAUUUAAUUUUAUAAGCCUUCCAGUGUAAUGGGUACUGUAUACACUAUAGCUCAGUCAGAGAAAACCUUCAGCACUUCACCUGUUGGAGGACUGCAAUUUUCAUAAAACCUCUGCUUACUAAAGUAAUCGGGGAGAUAUUGUUGUCCAACUAAAGGUUGCUUAUUUCACUGUAGAGCACAUUCUACUGUAUAAACAAAUUGACGCUAGCUUUUUGAGGGACAAAAAGCCUAGGGGUUAACUAAUUUAACUCCCAAAACAUUUUAAGCCUAAUAUAAUUGUGCCUUAUUAGUUAAUAUUCGUUUAUUAAUCACUGUUUAAAAAAUAAUUAUAAAUGCUGUUGUGUUGUAUGUAAGGACAUAUGGAAGCUUAUCACUUGUGCCUAUACUUAGGGGCAGAUUUAUCAAUGGUCGAAGUUUGAAGUUAAAAAAACUUUGAAUUCAAAAACACCAAUCGAAUAGUGGUCGAAGUUUUUUGGGGUCGAAGUGGGCCUACUUCGAAUCGUACGAUUCAAAGUAGCGCUCCUUCGAGCUACUUCGAUUCGAUUUUUUUAACUUCGACCUUCGAUCUCCCAAACCCCCCCCAAUUGCCUCCAUACAGGUUCUAGGAGGUCCCCCAUAGGCUAAAAUAGCACUUCGGCAGCUUUUAGGUGGC
Xenopus laevis (African clawed frog) is the source of this 5813-nucleotide messenger RNA. It is a transcript of the gene abcc4.L, whose product is annotated as ATP binding cassette subfamily C member 4 L homeolog. The transcript has 31 exons. The coding region runs from base 334 to 4308 and encodes 1324 amino acids. Gene Ontology annotation, cellular component: basolateral plasma membrane; early endosome membrane; recycling endosome membrane. Gene Ontology annotation, molecular function: ABC-type glutathione S-conjugate transporter activity; ATP hydrolysis activity; chloride channel activity. The record is from RefSeq and is a predicted model, not a curated record. Gene Ontology annotation, biological process: chloride transmembrane transport; transmembrane transport; xenobiotic transport. NCBI's taxonomy places the organism in Eukaryota, Metazoa, Chordata, Amphibia, Anura, Pipidae.